AUGUUAUCCUUCAACUCGACAGAAAAGCUCAAGGAGCUUCAUAUCACAGACAACUCCGUCAACUCGAGUCCCUAUCUCUCUCCGCAAGAUGAUAAGUCACCCGCAACGCGAAAUUUGGAUACCGUCAAACUCGAAAGCCAAGCACCACCACCGCAAUACCACGUCUUUAAUCGAUCGCGCAAGCUGGAGAUAGUCUGCGUUGUCUCGCUCGCCGCUAUUUUCUCACCACUGUCUUCGAAUAUAUAUUUUCCUGCAUUGGGUACAAUAUCGAAGCAACUCGGCGUCUCCAUGUCCUUAACGACCCUGACCGUUACGGUGUAUAUGAUAGCUCAAGGUCUUGCCCCAAGUUUUUGGGGUGCUAUUUCGGAUGUGACUGGCCGCCGUGUGGUCUUUAUUGGAACAUUUAUUGUUUAUAUUAUAGCCAACAUUGCGCUGGCUGUGUCUCAGAACUAUGGCGAGCUGAUGGCCUUUCGCGCCUUGCAAGCCGUCGGCAGCUCAGCAACUAUCUCGAUUGGGGCUGGCGUUAUUGGUGAUAUUACUACCUCGGCGGAGAGAGGUAGCCUUGUUGGAAUUUUUGGUGGAGUCCGUAUGUUGGGCCAGGGAGUCGGCCCUGUUUUCGGUGGUAUCUUGUCGCAGUAUCUGGGUUUCCGGUCAAUUUUCUGGUUUCUGGUGAUUUUAUCUGGAUUAAGUCUCCUCUCCAUUGUAUCCUUUCUUCCUGAAACCCUUCGCACCAUCGCCGGCAACGGCACCGUCCCUCUCCGUGGCCUCCAUAAGCCGUUGAUCUACUACAUUACCGGGCAAAGGGAAACCCAGGAAAAUGCAGUCCCACCUAGAAAGAAAGCUAAGGUGAAUUGCAGAACAGUUCUAGCCCCUUUCACCUUCUUGGGCGAAAAGGACGUUUUCAUUACCCUGUUCUUUGGUAGCAUCGUGUACACUGUGUGGUCCAUGGUUACCUCCUCGACAUCGGAUCUCUUCGAGUCUACGUAUGAAAUGGCUACAAUGGAGGUUGGACUCACUUUCCUGGGAAAUGGCUUUGGAUGUAUGUCCGGCUCAUACACCAUUGGCUACCUCAUGGAUUACAACCACAAGCGGACAGAGCGCGAAUACUGCCGCAAACAAAAUCUCCCAAUCGAUACUUGCAUUACUUCCAAGGCACACCCCGGCUUCCCUAUCGAAUAUGCACGCAUGCGCAACACUUGGUGGAUUACUGCGCUGUUUAUAGUUUCUGUUGCUCUCUACGGAGUCUCGUUGCGAACGCAUGUUGCCGUUCCCAUCAUCUUGCAGUAUAUUAUUGCCUACUGCGCCACUGCCAUAUUCACCAUCAACAGCGCUCUAAUCAUUGACCUCUAUCCAGGGGCCAGUGCCAGUGCGACCGCCGUCAACAAUCUGAUACGAUGCGAAGUCGGUGCUGCAGGUGUUGCGGCGGUUCAGCCCAUCAUCAACGCCCUCACCCCAACGUGGACAUUCGUCCUGCUCGCUGGUAUCACGCUUAGCACUUCCCCACUGUUGAUGAUCGAGAUGCGACGGGGGGCCAGGUGGCGGCUGGAACGCCUGGAGCGACUGAAGAACAAAGAAGGAACUGCAUAA
This is a messenger RNA of Penicillium brevicompactum, 1587 nucleotides long. RefSeq lists its product as uncharacterized. Bases 1 to 1587 code for a protein of 528 amino acids. Gene Ontology annotation, molecular function: transmembrane transporter activity. The record is from RefSeq and is a predicted model, not a curated record. Gene Ontology annotation, biological process: transmembrane transport. NCBI's taxonomy places the organism in Eukaryota, Fungi, Ascomycota, Eurotiomycetes, Eurotiales, Aspergillaceae. The transcript is spliced from 5 exons.